AUGUUAGUAGAGUUGCUAAAAGGUCAAGCAUCAGCAGAGAAAAAUCUCAGAAAAUCAUUAAAGGAAGAUUUACAAGAAUCACUAGAGAAGAAUUCACAAGAAACAAGAGAAUCAUUAGAGAAGAGUUCACAAGAAACUGAAGCAUCGUUAGAGAGGAAUUCACAAGAAACCAAAGAAAGACUGGAGUCAUUUAAGGAAGAUUUACAAGAGAUAAAAACGUUACAAAUGAAAAUAGAAUAUAAUCUGAAGAAGGAAAUACAGGAGCUACAAGAACAGUGGAAAAUGGAUAUCAACGAAAGAGAGAAUAAGCUGCAGAAGAGCAUAGACCAAGUCCAGGGAAACGUGGAGAAGGUGGAAGGAAAAUUAACACAAAAAAUAGAAGACGAUAUCGAAGAAACGAAGGCCGAAUUGGGAGAAAGAAUCAACGAAGUGGAAACAAAGUGCAAUUAUCGAAUCGCCGAAGUGACGCAGAGGCAACAACAAUGCCACGAGGCGGUUAGGGGGAUAGAAGAUAAGCAAAACCGACUAACUGUUAAUCUGCAAAAUGCUGUAGCCAUGCAGCGAGAAGAUUACCAGAAGGGUGCAAUCAAAGAAAUUGUUAUGGAGGCAGCCCACUACCGGAGUCCAGGAUUAUUUUGA
Messenger RNA from Schistocerca nitens (vagrant locust), 639 nucleotides. RefSeq names its product synaptonemal complex protein 1-like. Bases 1 to 639 code for a protein of 212 amino acids. The transcript has 2 exons. Lineage: Eukaryota; Metazoa; Arthropoda; Insecta; Orthoptera; Acrididae. The record is from RefSeq and is a predicted model, not a curated record.